AUGCCUAUUUUAGAGCAUCAACCAUUUCCAACAGCUGCCGAAUAUCCAUUUGAUGUAUCUUAUCAACCGUUAAAAACAAUAAUUUUUAUACAACAAUCUAUGGCCGGAAUAAUAGUAGCAGGACAACUAUGCAUAAAUGUUUAUAUGGCUCUGUUGCUGUGGUUUGCAUCGGCAAGAUUUGAGAUGCUGACUGAAGAACUAGAAAAAACUACAAAUGUCUAUCAGUUGUUCAAAUGUAUUGAAAAACAUCAAAAAUUACUCAAGUACGCAAAGGAAGUUACAAUUUGUGCUGGUCCUUUUGCAUUUGUAACUAUAUGUUGUAGCACGGUUGGCUCAAUACAUCAACCUAUACUGCUAAUAUUCCAGUUUUUUGGAAUGGGUGUAAUAGGUAUAUCAGAAGUAUUUAUGUAUAAUUGGCCAGCAGAACAUUUGAUGUAUACGAGCAAACAUGUCGCAGAAAUAGCAUUUCAUAUGCUCGAAAACAAUCAUUUAAUUAAAAUGUGGAAAUGUCUACAAAUUAUUAUAAUGAGAAGUCAAAAACCAGUAACGGUUUCAAUGCCUUGCUUUCUGCCCAUAUUGUCCCUUAAUUAUUUUACAUCGUAUCUUUCAACUAUACUCUCUUAUUUCACAACACUGCGAGUAAUAAUGGAUAAUUAA
This is a messenger RNA of Trachymyrmex cornetzi, 657 nucleotides long. Its product is annotated as putative odorant receptor 92a. The record is from RefSeq and is a predicted model, not a curated record. The transcript has 5 exons. The coding region runs from base 1 to 657 and encodes 218 amino acids. NCBI's taxonomy places the organism in Eukaryota, Metazoa, Arthropoda, Insecta, Hymenoptera, Formicidae. Gene Ontology annotation, molecular function: odorant binding; olfactory receptor activity. Gene Ontology annotation, cellular component: plasma membrane. Gene Ontology annotation, biological process: sensory perception of smell; detection of chemical stimulus involved in sensory perception of smell.